AUGCUGGUGUGCUUAAUGUGACUCCCAUCAUGCAUCUGAUACUGGACUUACCCCUCCUGCUGCUGCUGAGCGUCACACUGGUUCAGCGCUGUUCCACAAAGGCAUCAAUUACUGAGACCUGUCAUGAGAUUGAUAACAACAUUGACAAGAACUACUUAUCUGUAUCAUCCAGAAUUGAACAAGCUAACAAAAAUGCUGGAAAGUCAAACAGAGGCUUCACUAUUGUGGACGGAGACAUAGCUGUGAACACCGGUCUCCAGAAUGCAGAUCAGUGUACAUCUAAAACAUGCAAGUGGCCGAGGAAAAGCAAUGGGAAGGUUUAUGUGCCCUAUGUCCUUAACUGGCAAUACACCCCCUCGGAAAAACAUAUUAUUGAAUCUGGUCUAAAAUCCUUCACAAACCUGACCUGCAUCCAAUUCGUACCUCACAAAAAUGAAAAAGACUUUAUUCAUAUAAUGCCAAACAAGGGGUGCUACUCUCAUGUGGGACGUCAAGGUGGAGAGCAGAGAUUGUCUCUAAAAAGCAACUUGUGUAUUGACUUUGGAGUCGUCCAACAUGAGCUUCUUCAUGCUCUGGGUUUUCACCAUGAACACUCUCGUAGUGACCGUGACAAGCAUGUCAAAAUCCUUUAUGAAAAUAUUGAACCUGAAGCAGAAGAUAAUUUUCAGAAAUACGUUACCAACAAUUUGAAUACAUCCUAUGAUUACAAUUCUGUAAUGCACUAUGUAAGAGAUGCUUUCUCCAAGAACGGAAAGCCCACCAUUGUCCCUAUACCACGCAGUGACGUUCCCAUUGGACUUGCCAAAGAGAUGAGCAAGAAUGAUAUUCUGCGUGUUAAGAGGCUCUACUGCCAUUAAAUCACUUCCUCUUGACAUUACCAGAUGAUUCACAUUGCUUUUGCAGGCUGUUUGAAGAAAAUUAACUAUUUUGAUAUUUUUCUUCUAUUUUAAGAUGUUCUACAAAUCAUAUGAUGUAUGAACAGCCAUCUUGGCACAUUGUGCUUAGCCUUUUUCUGCUCUCUAAUAUUUCAAAGCUUUCUUUGUUCUCCUGUAACUGAAUACAGUGGAACCUUGGAUUACGAGCAUAAU
Clarias gariepinus (North African catfish) is the source of this 1088-nucleotide messenger RNA. RefSeq names its product high choriolytic enzyme 1-like. The record is from RefSeq and is a predicted model, not a curated record. Gene Ontology annotation, biological process: proteolysis. The transcript is spliced from 8 exons. Lineage: Eukaryota; Metazoa; Chordata; Actinopteri; Siluriformes; Clariidae. Gene Ontology annotation, molecular function: metalloendopeptidase activity; zinc ion binding. Bases 30 to 857 code for a protein of 275 amino acids.